Messenger RNA from Penicillium cinerascens, 1140 nucleotides. RefSeq names its product serine hydrolase domain-containing protein. Lineage: Eukaryota; Fungi; Ascomycota; Eurotiomycetes; Eurotiales; Aspergillaceae. The coding region runs from base 1 to 1140 and encodes 379 amino acids. The record is from RefSeq and is a predicted model, not a curated record. The transcript has a single exon.
AUGGCUGAGACACACGGCGACUGUGAACCCGUAUUCAACUCGGUCCGCGAACUCCUGGCACAGCAAAUCGCGAAUGAAUCCGAACUUGGUGCAUCUAUCUGCGUCAACAUCGACGGAAAGAAUGUCCUGGACAUCUGGGGUGGCCAUUUAGAUUCCGAGCGCACCAAGCCAUGGGACAAGGAUACCCUGGCGGCCGUUUGGUCCUGCUCCAAAGUCGUCACCAACCUGGCAGCUCUGAUACUUGUCGACCGCGGCCUGCUCGAUCCGAACGAGAAGGUCUCCAAAUACUGGCCGGAGUUCGCGGCAAACGGAAAGGAAAACGUUAAGGUGUCCCACAUCCUGAGCCAUUCUUCCGGUGUGGCGGGCUGGGAACCGGUCAUCACUUGGGAAGAAGUCUACGACACGAAGAAAUCAACGGAGUGGCUUGCGAAGCAGCCUCUCUGGUGGACUCCUGGUGAGCGCAACGGAUAUCACCUCACGAACCAAGGCCAUCUAAUAGGCGAGAUCAUCCGACGCAUUAGCGGGAAAUCGCUAAAGCAGUUUAUCGCUGAUGAAAUUACUGGUCCUUUGGGCGCGGACUUUAGCCUUGGAGUCCCGGAGAAGGAUUGGCCUCGCACGGCUGAGCAGAUUCCUCCCGUCACACGUUCUACGGACGGCCCGGAACCCACAAGUGUCGCAGCGAAGGCGUACGCAGGGCCAGCUUUCAGGGCCGAGGAAUGCAUGACGCCCGGAUUCAGAGGCGCUGAGAUCGGUGCGGCCAAUGGCUUCGGUAAUGCACGUUCCAUGGCUCGUAUUGGCUCGAUGGUUUCCUUGAAUGGUAUCGUCGAUGGCAAGCGGUACCUCUCGCCGGACGUUAUUAACCGCCUGCUUGAGGAGCAAGUCAGCGGGGUGGAUCUAGUAUUGGGGCAAUUCUUCCGUUUCGGUCUUGGUGUCGGGCUCUCUAUGCCUCAGACUGUUCCUUGGAUCCCAGAGGGUCGCGUUUGCUUCUGGGGUGGCUGGGGUGGUUCGAUGAUUAUCAUGGAUCUCGAUCGUCGGAUGACCAUUGGCUAUGCUAUGAACAAGAUGAGUGCGGGCACUUUGGGCAAUGCAAACACCGAGCUCUUCGUGAGGGAGAUUUACAAGAUCGUGGAUUCACUUUAG